Messenger RNA from Penicillium odoratum, 849 nucleotides. RefSeq names its product putative C2H2 transcription factor. The coding region runs from base 1 to 849 and encodes 282 amino acids. The record is from RefSeq and is a predicted model, not a curated record. The transcript has 2 exons. Gene Ontology annotation, cellular component: nucleus. Gene Ontology annotation, biological process: regulation of transcription by RNA polymerase II. NCBI's taxonomy places the organism in Eukaryota, Fungi, Ascomycota, Eurotiomycetes, Eurotiales, Aspergillaceae.
AUGGGUGACGGAUCUGACUAUCCUAGCCCCCGAAGUGAAGCUCCACACGGAGCUGCUGCUGCCUCAGUUCUCGCCUCUACUGCGGAAUCUCUUUCAAUUGCAAGAAUGAACGAACAAGCUCCGAUCAACUACAAUAUAGAGGGCACGCGCCCGCGCCUGUCUGUCCGACGCGCCAGGGAUCCCCCUAAGAACCCUGAAGGUCAGAUUUACUGUGAUCAUCCAGAUUGUCAGACCCAACCUCCUAUUUUCCGCCGUCCAUGUGAAUGGAAUAAACACAUGGACAAACAUGAUCGCCCCUACAAAUGCUAUGAACCAGGCUGUGACAAGAUUCAAGGAUUCACCUACUCAGGAGGUCUCUUGCGCCACCAACGUGAAGUCCACAAAAAGAACACCGACGCCAAGAAGCCCCUCAUGUGUCCUUAUACCGAUUGCAAUCGCAGCACUGGCAACGGCUUUACUCGGCAAGAGAAUCUUCGGGAACAUUUACGACGUCGCCACAUGCACACCGAUGACGGCUCUACGGGUCUUGUGGUUGAAAUGCCUUGGGAUCGCGCCAAUGAGCUCGAGGGUGUCCGUGCCAACUCACUUCCCGCCACCGGUGUGAAGCGAAGAUUUGACUCGCCUCACGAGGAACAACUGCCAGAAGAGGAAAAUGGCGAUCUCCAUAACGAGGUGAAGCGACUACGUCGUGAGGUACAAGAGAAGGAUCGUCGCCUUGAGGAACUGGAGCGCAUUGUGGCAGGUAUUCAACAAUCGAUCCCCCAGCCUGCCCAGUCCGAGCCCGAUACUACAGUGCCUGUGUCACACUCUCUUCCUCCCGUCCCUCAGACUGCUGUGCCCCAAGUCUAA